Molecule: messenger RNA, 584 nt
Organism: Tarenaya hassleriana
Lineage: Eukaryota; Viridiplantae; Streptophyta; Magnoliopsida; Brassicales; Cleomaceae
Product: 50S ribosomal protein L33-like
Exons: 2
Coding region: 98-274 (58 amino acids)
Biological process (GO): translation
Cellular component (GO): ribosome; large ribosomal subunit
Molecular function (GO): structural constituent of ribosome
Source: RefSeq, a predicted model, not a curated record
UUUCGCGCUUCAUUCACGAGAAAUUGCACCUGCAAGCUGUUCGUGCAUUCUCCCUGCUGGUUGGAGUUGAAGAAAAUUCUUGGGGAAAUUGUGAGAAAUGGGGGACAAGAAGAAGAAGACGUUCAUGUUCAUCCGUCUGGUCUCGGCUGCUGGGACAGGAUUCUUCUAUGUCAAGAGGAAAAGCAGCAAGAAGCUUCUAGAGAAGCUCGAGUUUCGGAAGUACGAUCCCCGUGUUAACCGCCAUGUGCUCUUCACCGAGCAGAAGAUGAAGUGAGAGUUUGGGCUUUUUCUUUGUUUUCUCAUUCACCCCCAAAACAACACGAAGUAAGUUGCUUUCAAUCAAGAACUCGCCAGUCUGCUGCUCCUUUUCUUUUUUUUUUAAAAAAUCACUAGUCUUGUUUGAAGUUGGUUCAGGACAAGCAUUCACUUUGAGGUUUCCAAACACUUACAAUGCAGUUUCAUUAGAUUCUGAUUGUAAUAAUAUCUGCCAGUCUGAUUAGUUUUUCGCAUAUGGAUGUAAGGUAAGUGUUUAUUUUAUAUUCCUGGAAAAAUGUUCAUCUCUGAUAUGUGAGGUUUUCUGUACC